Messenger RNA from Protobothrops mucrosquamatus (brown spotted pit viper), 594 nucleotides. RefSeq names its product purpurin-like. The record is from RefSeq and is a predicted model, not a curated record. Lineage: Eukaryota; Metazoa; Chordata; Lepidosauria; Squamata; Viperidae. Bases 1 to 594 code for a protein of 197 amino acids. Gene Ontology annotation, molecular function: retinoid binding; retinol transmembrane transporter activity. The transcript has 5 exons.
AUGAAAUACAAUCACUACACCAUCCUGAUGACCCUGAUCUUCAUGAUUAAUGAUUGCAUGGGGCAGACUUCAUGUGUGGUAGACUCAUUCUCUGUGAAGGAAGACUUUGACCUCAAACGGUAUGCAGGUAAAUGGUAUGCACUGGCCAAGAAAGACCCAGAAGGUUUGUUUCUACAGGAUAAUAUCUCAGCUGAAUACACUAUUGGGGAGGAUGGGACUAUGACUGCAUCUUCCAAAGGCAGAAUGAAGCUUUUUGGAUUCUGGAUGGUCUGUGCUGAUAUGGCUGCUCAAUAUUCAGUGCCUGAUCCCACCACACCAGCCAAGAUGUUCAUGAAUUAUCAAGGACUGGCAAGCUAUUUGUCAAGUGGAGGUGAUGAUUACUGGGUGAUUGACACAGAUUAUGAUAACUAUGCCAUCACCUAUGCCUGCCGCACUCUGAAGGAGGAUGGGUCCUGCGAUGAUGGCUACGCCAUCAUUUUCUCCCGCAACCCUCGGGGUUUUUCCCCCGCCAUUCAGAAAAUUGUGCAGCAGAAGCAGGAGGAAAUCUGCAUGACUGGCCUGUUCCAGCCUGUGCUACAGUCAGGGGCUUGUUAA